AUGCGGUUGGAUAUCAAGAGACAACUCUUUGCCCGCUCCGAGCGGGUAAAGGGCAUUGAUUUCCAUCCUACGGAACCAUGGAUCUUGACGACUUUAUAUAGCGGUCAUGUAUACAUCUGGUCUUACGAAACCCAGUCUAUCAUCAAAACCUUUGAACUCACCGAUGUACCUGUACGAGCCGGGCGUUUCAUUGCCCGCAAGAACUGGAUCGUCUGCGGCUCGGAUGACUUCCAGCUCCGCGUGUACAACUACAAUACCUCCGAAAAGAUCACCUCGUUCGAGGCUCACCCCGACUACAUUCGAUCGAUUGUUGUCCACCCUACCCAACCUUUCGUCCUUACAGCGUCCGAUGACAUGACAAUCAAACUCUGGGAUUGGGAGAAAGGCUGGAAGUGCGUCCAGGUCUUUGAGGGGCACAGCCAUUAUGUUAUGGGAUUGUCGAUCAACCCCAAGGAUACCAACACAUUUGCUUCCGCUUGUCUGGACCGCACUGUGAAGAUCUGGAGCCUUGGUUCCCCCCACGCCAACUUUACCCUCGAGGCACACGAAACGAAAGGUGUCAACCAUGUCGACUACUACCCGCAGGCCGAUAAACCGUAUCUUCUUACUACUUCCGACGAUAAGACCGUCAAGAUCUGGGAUUACACAACGAAGGCGCUCAUCGCGACUUUGGAAGGACACACAAGCAACGUUUCCUUUGCUUGUUAUCACCCAGAACUCCCGGUGAUCAUCUCAGGUUCCGAGGAUGGAACAAUUAAGAUUUGGCACGCAAACACAUACAGACUGGAGCAGUCAUUGAGCUAUGGGUUAGAAAGAGCUUGGUGUAUCUCUUACCAGCGUGGAAGACAAGGUAUUGCCAUGGGUUUCGAUGACGGUGCAGUUGUUGUCAAGAUGGGCAGAGAAGAGCCAGCCGUCUCCAUGGAUGGGUCAGGAAAGGUUGUCUGGGCAAGACAUAACGAAGUGGUGUCGACUGUGAUCAAGGGCGGUGACUCGAGCGUCAAAGAUGGCACACCCCUGACUCUCCCAACCAAGGACCUGGGAUCGUGUGAGGUUUACCCUCAAACUCUAUCGCACUCACCGAACGGGCGUUUCGUUUCAGUCUGUGGUGAUGGAGAAUACAUCAUUUACACUGCGCUAGCCUGGAGAAACAAGGCCUUCGGUCAGGCACUUGAUUUUGCUUGGGGGUCGAAGGACAACAGCAAUGACUACGCCAUCCGCGAGUCGCCUACUAGUGUCAAGAUCUUCAAGAACUUCAAAGAAGUCAGCGGUGGCCUGGAUGUAGGAUUCCAAGCCGAAGGUCUGACGGACGGUGUUCUGCUUGGUGUGAAGGGCCAAGGAGGAAUCGGCAUGUUCGAUUGGGAGACUGGAAACUUGGUCCGACGCAUUGAAGUCGAGCCCAAGGCUGUCUACUGGUCUGAAUCGGGAGAGCUGGUCACCCUUGCUUGCGAGGAUUCUUUCUACGUUCUCCGGUUCUCGCGGGAGAAUUAUGUCAACGGAAUGAAUGAUGGCGAAGCCGAUGAGGAUGGCGUUGAGUCUGCUUUUGAAGUCGUUACCGACGUCAACGAGUCUGUCCGAACAGGUGAAUGGGUCGGAGACUGCUUUAUUUACACAAACUCGACAAACCGCUUAAAUUACCUCGUUGGCGACCAAACCUAUACAAUCUCUCACUUCGACCAGGCCAUGUAUGUCGUGGGCUACCUGCCACGGGAUGGCAGAAUCUACCUGGCUGACAAGGAUGUCAACGUUGUUUCGUUUGGUCUUUCUCUCAGCAUGGUCGAGUACCAGACAGUGGUACUGCGCGGAGAUAUGGACCUGGCUGCCGAAUUGCUCAAGGAUGUGCCACAAGAUCAGAUGAACAAGGUCGCCCGAUUCCUCGAAGGCCAAGGGUACAAGGAAAUGGCGUUGGAGGUUGCCACAGACCAGGAGCACCGCUUCGAGCUCUCUCUUUCUCUCAAUGAUCUCGAGACUGCCCUUGAAAUUGCCCGCGAGGCCAAUGUUGAGCACAAGUGGAAGAUCGUCGGUGAUGCCGCCAUGUCUGCAUGGAACCUGGCUCUGGCCCAGGAAUGCUUCACCAACGCCAAGGAUGUUGGUUCCCUUCUCCUCUUGCACACCGCCAGCGGCAGCAAGGACGGCCUUCGAGCCCUGGCCGACCAAGCCUCAGAAGCCGGCCUUCACAACGUCGCAUUCUCCACCCUGUGGUCUGUUGGCGAUGUCGACGGCUGCAUUGCCCUUCUCGUCCAGACUGGCCGUACUGCGGAAGCCGUUCUCUUCGCCCAGACUUACAAGCCCUCGCGGGCUCCCCAGCUCGUGACACAAUGGAAACAGUCCCUGGAGCAGUCUGGAAAGACAAAGGUUGCUCGUCUGGUUGGUGUGCCCCCGGGUGCCCCCGACACCGCGACAGACGAUGACCUGUUCCCCGAAUGGGACGAGUACCUCCGCCUUGAGAAAGAAGGUGGUGUCCCUGAACCGCCAUCCUCGGAAUCUCUCAUCGACGUCAACGCCGACGAAGAGGGAGAAAAGGCCGAGAGCGCAGAGAAUGGCGCACCCGAGGUGGAGGCGGAAGCAUGA
Messenger RNA from Aspergillus wentii DTO 134E9, 2568 nucleotides. RefSeq names its product coatomer subunit beta'. The transcript has 6 exons. The record is from RefSeq and is a predicted model, not a curated record. Gene Ontology annotation, molecular function: structural molecule activity; protein binding. Gene Ontology annotation, cellular component: COPI vesicle coat. The coding region runs from base 1 to 2568 and encodes 855 amino acids. Gene Ontology annotation, biological process: endoplasmic reticulum to Golgi vesicle-mediated transport; retrograde vesicle-mediated transport, Golgi to endoplasmic reticulum; intra-Golgi vesicle-mediated transport. NCBI's taxonomy places the organism in Eukaryota, Fungi, Ascomycota, Eurotiomycetes, Eurotiales, Aspergillaceae.